This is a messenger RNA of Rattus rattus (black rat), 3213 nucleotides long. It is a transcript of the gene Gpat3, whose product is annotated as glycerol-3-phosphate acyltransferase 3. The coding region runs from base 575 to 1948 and encodes 457 amino acids. Gene Ontology annotation, cellular component: endoplasmic reticulum. The record is from RefSeq and is a predicted model, not a curated record. Gene Ontology annotation, biological process: triglyceride biosynthetic process. Gene Ontology annotation, molecular function: glycerol-3-phosphate O-acyltransferase activity. Lineage: Eukaryota; Metazoa; Chordata; Mammalia; Rodentia; Muridae. The transcript is spliced from 12 exons.
CUGUUGGGUGGCGAGGGGGGUGGGGCAAGGGCAGAGUGUAGAAAAAGGGAGCCCGGCGCCCGAAAGCUACUGGCUACCCGCAUAUCCCGCAGCCCACGCCAAGGUGCAGGGAGCCUGCAGGGAUCCUCGCUGCCCGAGGGCCUCGGUGAGUCACCGCCGGGUUGUCGCAAUCGCUACCCGGAGGAAACCAGGCCCGGGGUGGGGCGCGUUCCUGGCUGCCUCCGUGCGCUCUGACUGCACUAGGGUGUCCCCUAGGUCACCCAGCUGGGUCUUCUCGCCCGAGACACUCAGGUCUGAACCAGCUGCCGUGGCCACAGCUUGGCCUGGGCCUCCAGGGACAACGGGGACCCAAGGGGAAGAACCAAAGAGAUCGCAGUAGUUCUGAGAGUUCUCGUCUCCCCUUUCCUCUUCGCUCCGCAGAGCUGAAGAGAGCGAGGCAGGCGGCGCAGACUCCCCGGAGCCCAACUCCGGAUUGGACGCUGUGUUUUCCGAGCUGCGGCUGAACUGCCAGGGGACUCCGACACCUACCGCGCUUGGCUUUCCUGGGGACCUCUCCCAGAGGGCUUGCCGAGACAUGGAGGGCACAGACCUGGCGGUGAAGCUCCUCUCCACCUGGCUGACGCUGGUGGGCAGCCUCAUCCUUUUGCCCUCGGCCUUCGGACUAUCCCUGGGCAUCUCGGAGAUCUACAUGAAGAUCCUGGUGAAAACCUUGGAGUGGGCUACGUUACGGAUCGAGAAAGGAGCCCCUAAGGAGUCAGUUCUCAAAAGCCCAGCUUCUAUGGGUAUUAUCCAAAGAGAUGAGUCACCCAUGGAAAAAGGGCUCUCUGGUCUUCGAGGAAGGGACUUCGAGCUCUCCGAUGUGUUUUAUUUCUCCAAGAAGGGGUUGGAAGCCAUUGUGGAGGAUGAAGUGACCCAGAGGUUCUCCUCCGAGGAGUUAGUAUCAUGGAACCUCCUCACAAGAACCAAUGUCAAUUUUCACUACAUCAGUCCAAAGCUCACCAUCGUGUGGGUGCUGGGCGUCCUCGUACGCUAUUGCUUCCUGCUACCUCUGAGGGUGACCCUGGCUUUCAUUGGGAUCAGCUUGCUGAUUAUAGGAACAACACUGGUUGGCCAGCUUCCGGACAGCAGCCUCAAGAACUGGCUGAGUGAACUGGUGCACCUGACCUGCUGCAGGAUCUGUGUUCGCUCCCUGUCUGGCACCAUCCAUUACCAUAACAAGCAGUACAGACCCCAGAAGGGAGGCAUCUGUGUCGCCAAUCACACCUCUCCCAUCGAUGUCUUAAUCUUGGCGACGGAUGGAUGUUAUGCCAUGGUUGGGCAGGUUCAUGGUGGACUGAUGGGGAUCAUUCAGAGAGCCAUGGUUAAGGCUUGUCCACAUGUCUGGUUUGAGCGCUCAGAAAUGAAGGACCGGCAUCUGGUGACUAAGAGGUUAAAAGAACACAUCGCUGAUAAGAAAAAGUUACCCAUUCUAAUCUUCCCUGAAGGUACCUGCAUCAACAAUACUUCAGUCAUGAUGUUCAAAAAGGGAAGCUUUGAAAUUGGAGGAACCAUAUAUCCAGUGGCAAUAAAGUAUAACCCUCAGUUCGGCGAUGCCUUCUGGAACAGUAGUAAAUACAACCUGGUGAGCUAUUUGCUUCGGAUAAUGACAAGCUGGGCCAUUGUCUGCGAUGUGUGGUACAUGCCUCCCAUGACCAGAGAGGAAGGAGAAGAUGCGGUUCAGUUUGCCAACAGGGUUAAAUCCGCUAUUGCUGUGCAAGGAGGACUGACUGAACUUCCCUGGGACGGGGGCCUGAAGAGAGCAAAGGUGAAGGACACCUUUAAGGAAGAACAACAGAAGACUUACAGCAAAAUGAUCGUGGGCAACGGAUCUCCCAGCCUGGCCCUGGACUCAAGCACCGUGGACAAUCAUGGCUCCCCAGAGCCGGCCUUCAGAAGUGAAAGCUUAUAAUGUUGUUGUGUUGUGUUGUUUUGUGUUUUGUUUGUUUGUUCAUUGUUAGUUUUUUUCUACUUGAUGAUUGUUUCUGUCUUCAUGCCAGAGGCUGAACCUACAGGGGUCCUUUUGGACACUUUUGUUAUCGUGUUGGCUCAAUGAAGUGUAAGGCCGAUUCUUGAGCGGAAACGGACUUUUGUAAAAUGACAGUGUUGUUGGUGAUCGAAUGAAAUCUUUGUAUGCAGAAAAAGCGCUUCUAGAGUAUGUUUGGAAUUUGUUAAUAAGAUAAUUCUCAAUGACAGCUCCAAACUCUGCAAUUUGAUUUCCCUUUCUUUAAUCUUUUUUAUUUUUAUUGUUAUUAUUUUUUAAAGACAGGGUCUUAUUUAUAUAGCCCAGGUUGGCCUAAAACUCACAAUGUAGCCAAGACUGGCCAAGAGCGGACAAACCUGGCUCCACUUCUCAAGUGCUGGGAUCAUAGGAAUGUGCCACCACACCUCGGUGUUGACUUCAAUACCAUAGUAAGCGGUGAGAUCAACGUACCACAGAGCAUUCCCAUUGCGAUCGCAUUCUGCCAUGAGGUGGAAAGAAAAAUGGGCGAUUAUUUUUAGGGAAAGGACAAAUUUGUGGUCACCUGAUCUGAAAGGACUGGAGAUAUUAUUUUUCCUCAGGUGUUGGAGGACUGGUGGCUGAUUGGUUAGACUCUUUCAUGAACCGUGUAGGAGCAGUGCUGAUUGGUCAGGUUCAUUUAAGAACUGCCGGAAGUGGUGCUGAUUGGUCAGAUUCAUUUAAGAACCGCGAGGAGCGGUGUUUGUUCCCACAACACAUUUCAUCCAGACGCAGUGGAAAAAGCACUGUUAGCUUUCCUUGUUUGUGUGCUAAAGAUUUCUUUUGUCUUAUGAUUGUUAUUUUUGCUUGUUUUGUUUGUCUUUGUAACAAAAUGACUUUUUCCAAGGGACGGAACCUUUAAGAAAAAGAACGGCACUCUCUGCAGGAUGCGAGAGUGAGCUAUGUGGAGCUUGCCUCCUGCCACCCUACCCGCAACCUCACUGUAAGCCGUUUAGCCCCAAACUCCCCAGCCUUGGCAGCAGAAAACUAAAUGGUAAUAACUACCUUUUGGAAACUGAGCCUUAACAUUUUUAAAGGGGAAACGAGCGUUCUCCGAGUCCCAUAGCAUGAGCUAUAUUUGAUAGCGAUCUAUUACUGUUGUGAGCUCUUGAGGAUGUUAGCUCGAGAGUAACCCUGUGUGAAAGUGACUAUGAAUAAAUUUUAUAUUUUUAAACGAG